This is a messenger RNA of Apodemus sylvaticus (European woodmouse), 1632 nucleotides long. RefSeq names its product coiled-coil domain containing 60 (gene Ccdc60). The transcript has 14 exons. NCBI's taxonomy places the organism in Eukaryota, Metazoa, Chordata, Mammalia, Rodentia, Muridae. The record is from RefSeq and is a predicted model, not a curated record. Bases 1 to 1632 code for a protein of 543 amino acids.
AUGACCAAAGUGCCAUCUACCAAGAAGUUACAAAGAAUUCCCAGCAAGAAAGCCCUUUGGCUGUUUUCAGGCUCAGAUCAACUGACCCAGCAGGCCUCAGACAAGACAGCCAAGAACCCCAAGUACAUAGACAAGGAAAUUGUAAACCUCAAAAAGGAUCUUAUCCGAAGCCGCUUCCUGAUCCAGUGUGUGAAGAUAGGCCGCGGCUACUUCAACAUACUGCGAGAGGAAAAUGCCAUGAAAAAGAAGCAGCAGCAACUCCAGAAGCUGCAGGAGGAAGAGCUGAACAAGUUCCAGCCGGCCAAGAAGAUCUCGGACAUCCACUGCAGGGACACCCUGCUGACAACCUACGACUACGAAAAGAUCAAGAAGUUGGAGGCCGGUGUCAUCAUCCGCCCGUUCACGCCCAUCCACAACUGUAUCAUGGCGCCCUCCCUGCCUGAGUCUCACGUGGAUCCCCUCUUCCGCCAGCUGUGUGCCCUCCACUGGCUUCUAGAGGCCCUGACUAUCGACCACACCCACCACACCAUGAGGCCCUUGAUUGCCUGUUGGAACCCCAAGGACCCAGGUGGUAGCAAGAGUACAAUAAAGAAGGUCAUCAAGGACAAGUCCAUGGGGCAGAGGUGGGAUCACUUCGUCACGGCACCCAAGACCAAGAAAGUCAAAGCCCCUGCCAUCCGCACAGCCAGCCGCAAGCCCAGCAAGCGAGGCUCCACCCUCAGCCUGACUCGGACCAGUGGGGGCUCCUCUCCCCAGAGCAGCAUGAUGUCAAUGAACCCCAGCUCUGACGAGCCCACGGGCAGCAAGGACAUUGAAGACAACGAGUCAUCCUCCACUAAGCCGGAAGAGGAAAUCCUCCACUUCAACUUGCAGAAGCUCCUGGAGAUGGUCCGGGAAGAUGCCCGGAGAACCAUCUUGGUGGAGAACGAGAUGCAGAAGAAAGCCCCCAGCAUCCUGUCUUUAGUCAAGCAAAUCAAGAGCGACUAUGGGUGGAAGGAGUGGCAGACCACACACAAGUCCAGCGAGCGGUCCAGCACUACGAGUGGAGAAAGCCAUAUCCAGGUGACGCAGAAGAAGUCGAAGAGCCGAGCUAACCGUGACAUCAUCUAUUGCAAGACUGGGGUGUGUAACACCAUGCGGGCCAAGUUUUACAGCGUAGCCCAGGAGGCCGGCUUCUGCCUGCAAGACAAGAUGGAAAUCCUCAGGAAACGCCAGGAGGAACGAGGCCUCCAGAAGUUCCACUCCUUUAUUGUCGCCUCGAACUUCCAGAAGGACAUAGCAAAGAUGAGACACCAGGUCUCGAUAGUGAAGGGGGAUGCGGAGGAGAUUGCCGACCACUGGUACUUUGAUCUGUUAUCCAAGCUCCCUGAGGAUCUAAAGAGCUUCCGGCCAGCCAAAAAGAUCCUGACGAAGCUGCAGAAGUUUGGAGAGAACCUGGACCUGAGGAUCCGGCCGCACGUCCUCCUGAAGGUGCUCCAGGACCUGCGGGUCUGGGAGCUGUGCUCCCCGGACAUUGCGGUGGCCAUUGAGUUUGUGAGAGAACACAUCAUUCACAUGCCGCAGGAGGAUUACAUCAACUGGCUGCAGGGCCGGGUCAGCAUGCCCAUCAGGCAUCGCACCAUCCUGACGUAG